Messenger RNA from Mytilus trossulus (common blue mussel), 315 nucleotides. RefSeq lists its product as uncharacterized. The record is from RefSeq and is a predicted model, not a curated record. Bases 1 to 315 code for a protein of 104 amino acids. Lineage: Eukaryota; Metazoa; Mollusca; Bivalvia; Mytilida; Mytilidae. The transcript is spliced from 6 exons.
AUGGCGAAGAACAGGCAGGUGAUGGGCUGCAUGUUCACUCUCAAGAUUUCCAACAAGCUAACCAUGAAACCCAUCACUUGUCUGUUCUUCGCCAUUUUCCUGUUUGGAAUAGCAAUACAAGGAACAACUGCAAGAUGCAAUUCAUGGCCUAGGGUAUGUGCACCAUGGAAGCGAUGCAUUCCAACUCAAUGGUACCCAUAUUACUACUGUGCUCAAAGAUGGGGUGGUCCAAGGAGAGGUGGAAUCUGGGGAAGGCAAACCAGUGGAGUAUGGGGUAACCAAGGUGGUAAUUAUGGAAAGAAGGGAGGUUAUUAA